Messenger RNA from Staurois parvus, 1114 nucleotides. NCBI's taxonomy places the organism in Eukaryota, Metazoa, Chordata, Amphibia, Anura, Ranidae. The record is from the annotation of a GenBank genome assembly.
AUGGUGACUGUCAGCUGCAAGGAAGGAUUCGAGAUUGUGGCAGACACAAAAAAUACCAUCGUUCCUGGCCAAAUGCCAAGCAGAUGGAACCUGGAGCAACUCCCACCUGCAAUGCCAGCCCGUGGACUGUGGAGAGCCUAACAAAGCUGACUUCGCGGAAGUGGAGUUUGAAUCGACCACUUAUCAGUCAGAAGCCAAAUAUAACUGCAAGUUGGAUUAUUAUACCCUGCUUGGUGAAGACACCUAUCACUGCUCUUUGGAUGGAGACUGGGUGAACAGCAAAAAACAAACUGAUCUCCCCGUAUGUAAACCAGUCUGUGGCAAAACCACCUUGGAGUUUCAAUCCAGAAUAUAUGGUGGCUCCCCAGCAGAGAACGGGUUCUUCCCUUGGGUCAUGCAUUUUCCAUCAGGAGACCUUGGAGGGGGGUCACUCAUAUCUGAUCAAUGGGUCCUCACAGCUGCCCACGUGGUCCAAGACCAUCUCCAACCCAGAUUACUUGCCGGAGAUGUCUCCCACCGUAAAGGAGUGGAGCUGCUGGCCAAGAAAGUCAUUCUCCACCCCAAAUGGACCGUAGGAAAUAAUGAUAACAGAAUGAAUUAUGACAAUGACAUUGCCCUUGUCCAGCUGAAUCGUAGGAUUGAAAUGGGUCCCUGCAUAUCUCCGGUAUGUCUGCCGGAAAUUAUAAUGGACCCGUCCCCAGAGAUAAAUGAAGUCGGGUACGUGGCAGGCUGGGGAAGGAAGAGCGAUAAUUUCAAAUUAUUGAAAACGGCAGUUCUGCAGUACGUUCCUGUUCCUGUCCGCAAAACCGAAGACUGCAAGAAUUCAGAAGUCACCAACCAAGUCUUUACCGAAAACAUGAUCUGCGCAGGUGGAAGCAAUAAAGACAGUUGUCAAGGUGACAGCGGCGGUCCGCUCAUGUUCAGAUAUAAGUCAGAAGACGUUAAGGAGAAAAAAUUAUAUAUUGGCGGUAUUGUCUCCUGGGGCCUUAAAUGUGGAGAGUUCGGAAUGUACACCAGAGUGAAGAAUUAUGUGGAGUGGAUCAAAGAGACAAUAAAGGAGACCGAAAAGGAAGAUGAUGAGCAGAAGGCCGAACUACUGAAGAUUUGUAAGUAG